ACUUCACUCAAGUCAUCUUUCUUUCUUUGUUUCUUUUCUUUUUUGUUUGUGAUUCUCAAACUAAGACACACUUCACAAACACGUUUUUUUUAUCAUCAUGGCAAGACCACAACAACGUUAUCGAGGUGUUCGUCAGAGACAUUGGGGCUCUUGGGUCUCUGAAAUUCGUCACCCUUUAUUGAAGACAAGAAUAUGGCUAGGAACAUUUGAAACAGCAGAGGAUGCAGCAAGAGCAUAUGAUGAAGCAGCAAGAUUAAUGUGUGGACCAAAAGCACGUACCAAUUUCCCAUACAACCCAAAUGGACCACAAUCAUCUUCAUCUAAGCUUCUUUCAGCUACUUUAACUGCAAAGCUAAAUAAGUGUCACAUGGCUUCUCUUUCUCUUCAAAUGUCUAAACAACAAUCACUACCACAAAAAGAACCACAACAUGUUUCAACACAAAGUUUCAAUUCUUCCAUUAAUAAUAACACUUUUGUCUAUGGUAAUGACAUUGGUGGAACAAGUGGUGAAACUAGCUUAAUUAGAUGGCUUGAUGAAGGAAAUAGUUUUGUUGGUUUUGAAGGUCAUCAACAAGUUGAAGUUUCUAAUCAACAAUUUCAACCUGUUCUUGAAGAUGAUCAUAUUGAACAAAUGAUUCAAGAGUUGCUUGAUUCUGGUUGUUCAAUUGAGAUUUGUUCCGUCGGUUCAUCUUAGACUAUAUCUCUAAAAUAAUAUAGCAUUUAAGGUUCGCGAUGAGUUAUGAGAGACCCAACUCGUCUAAAACAAAUUUCUCCAUGACACCUUUUUGAAAGAGAGUGUCCUAGUAGUAGUUGUACUAAUUCACCAUAUAAUAAUAAAUGUAUAACGCUCAUAAGUAUUUUCAGAUAUUCACUUCACCCGUUAUUGUGUGUUUGUUUUCACGACAGAAAACUCUAAAUGCGUGCCCAAAUGAAAACAUUAUAAUCGCACGUCUAGAGUAUUUCUGUCGUGGUUACAAACAUUUGUUUUGUUGACAAUUAUGUGGAAUUAGAGUGUAACAAAUCAUGCAUAUGAUGAAUUUUGAUAUAAAAUAUUAGUAUAAAAAAGGGUACAAUAUUCUAGCUUA
Messenger RNA from Trifolium pratense (red clover), 1085 nucleotides. RefSeq names its product ethylene-responsive transcription factor ERF003-like. The record is from RefSeq and is a predicted model, not a curated record. NCBI's taxonomy places the organism in Eukaryota, Viridiplantae, Streptophyta, Magnoliopsida, Fabales, Fabaceae. Gene Ontology annotation, molecular function: DNA binding; DNA-binding transcription factor activity. The transcript is spliced from 2 exons. The coding region runs from base 98 to 694 and encodes 198 amino acids. Gene Ontology annotation, biological process: regulation of DNA-templated transcription.